UAGGAUGGUUUUAUGGAGGAGCCUGGACCCACCACUGCUGCUGCUUCCACCACUGCUGCUGCUGCUUCUAUUCCUGAGUUCGCUGUCAGUGGUUUUUGCUGCAUCACCCAUAGACGUCCAUAUAUCCGUUUGCAACUGUAAUGGCCACUCUCAGCGCUGUGUGUUCGACCCAGAAUUGCAAGCACAGACGGGUUCUGGGUUCCGCUGCAUAGACUGUAAUGGAGGCACAGAUGGUCCAAACUGUGAGAGAUGCAAAGAAGGGUACUACCCGCAGCAAGAUGGUGCCUGUGCGGCUUGUCGCUGCCAUGCUAAAGGUUCUCUUAAUUCUCAGUGUGAUAACUAUGGACGAUGUAGCUGUAAGCCUGGUGUGAUGGGUGAGAAGUGUGACCAAUGCCAGCCUGGCUUCCAUUCCCUCACUGAGGUUGGGUGCAGACGGCAGGGCUGUCUAUGUGACCCAGCAGGCAGCAGCCAAGGAUGCGACAGGGAAGGAAAUUGUGUUUGCAAACCUCAAGUCACUGGACUGGGCUGUGACAGGUGUAAGCCUGGAUACUAUGACCUGCAGGCCGGGCGGUCGGAGGGUUGCUUGCAGUGUUUUUGCCAUGGACAUUCUGCAUCUUGCAGCAGCUCCACUGACUUCAGCAGGAGCGAGAUCACAUCUUCAUUUGAGAAAGAUGUAGAAGGCUGGACUGCAGUUCUAAAAGAUGGAUCCCCUGCUCCAGUCCCUGUCCGCAUGUCUCGCCAUCAUAAAGAGGUGUAUCUAGCAUCACGACAACUGGAACCUCUCUAUUUCAAUGCUCCAGGUGCUUUCUUAGGAGAUCAGUCUCGGAGUUAUGGCCAGGUGUUCUCCAUAAGUUUCCGCAUAGAUCGAGGGCGUCACCGGGCUGGUUCUGAAGAUAUAAUACUAGAAGGAGGAGGCUUGAGAGUCACCGCGCCACUUACUUCAUCCAAGACUUCAUUGCCCUGCAGAUUACCUCAAACGUACACCUUCAGACUGGAUGAGCUCUCUUUCAGCUCUUGGACUCCCAAAAUAAGUCAUUUUGACUAUCGUCGUCUUUUAAGUAAUGUGACGUCCUUAAGAAUUCGUGGUACUUACGGAGAAUACAGCACAGGAUACCUGCAACAUGUUACUCUUGUCUCCGCUCGCCCUGGUCCUGGGGAUUCAGCUCCUUGGGUGGAGAAAUGUGAUUGCCCCGUUGGCUAUAGAGGUGAUUCCUGUGAGCAGUGCGCCCAAGGAUACUACAGAGAAUCCCCAGGACUUGGGGCUUUCAGCUCAUGUGUUCCUUGUAGAUGCCAAGGGGGAGGCCGGUGUGACCCAGAAACAGGUGACUGUUAUUCCGGGGAUGAGAAUCAGAUUAUUGACUGCGCUGACUGUCCACAUGGACAGUAUAAUGACCCCCGGGACCCCCAGAGGUGCUUGCCGUGUCCUUGUGGUUCUGGAAUCGGAUGCUCAUUGUCUCCAGAGACUCAGGAACCUGUGUGUGAUCACUGUCCUGCAGGGCUAAGUGGUCAUCAAUGCGAAAAAUGUGCAGAUGGAUAUUUUGGGGAUCCUGAGGGAGAACAUGGACCUCAGCGUCAGUGCAGGCCUUGUGCAUGCAACAAUAAUAUUGACCCGAAUAUACCGGGAAACUGUGACAGAGUGACCGGAGAGUGCUUGAAGUGUAUCUAUAACACCGGUGGGUUCUACUGUGACCGCUGCAGAGAAGGAUACUUUGGGGACCCAUUGGAUCCAAACCCUGAACGCAAAUGUAUAGCUUGUUACUGUCACCCAAUUGGUUCCCAGCCGCCAAGCUGCCAGAAGGAUAGCUCUUGUGUGUGCAAACCGGAUUUUUAUGGGGACAAUUGUGAUCAGCCACAAUGCCCCAGUUGUUAUUCCCAAGUUAGCGACAAGAUAACCCUGUACAGGAGGAUGCUACAGGGUCUGGCUGGUGGUGGCAAUGGCCAAAGUCAGGUGACAGAUACCCGUUACUUAGAGGAGCAAAUGAGAAGAGCUGAGGAGGCAUCCAAAGCCAUGCUAAGAGAUUCAGAAUCCGCUCACGGUGCUGAGUUAUCCCUGCAAAAACAAGUGUCCGGGCUACAAGGGUCACAGGCAGAGGCCCAGAAUGACCUGGAGCGAGUGCAGAUGAAGUUACAAGGUGCCCUGUCUCAGUCCAGCCAGUACCAAAGCCAGUUACAGGACAUAAAGGGAAAGAUCACACUUGCAGCGCAGCAACUCAACGGGGGUCAGGCUGAAUUAAACCAACUGACAUUUUCUGGAGGUUCAUCCUGGAAUUCCAACUCUUUCUCACAAAUUGGUCAAGAGGCCCAGACUAUAGCAAACAGACUUUCCCAAGAUGCUCAGAUGAUAACACAAGAUGCAGCUGACGCCCUGGCAGAUACCCAGAGAACAAUGCAGAUUCUACGUUCUGGAGAUAUGGACCUCGGUGCUGCAGAGAGACUAAGAGCAAGGUUGGGUGAUGUCCGCACUCAGACUGGAGAAAUAGAGAGCGAGGCCAUACAAGCUGCAGCAGCAGCAGAGAGGUCCUACCAUGAGAGCAUGCAAACAGCUCGGGCAAUGGCGCAGGCUUCUCUUACGGAUCCUCUGGGAUUCCAGGGGGAGAUGGAGCGUCUGAGAGGAGAAUCCUUGUCCUUGAGAACUUCAGCGGAAGCAGAGAUAUCUCAGAUCAAGAAUUUACAAAGCAAAUAUAGUGUCUGGGAACUGGAUGUAGAGCAGCAGCUUCGGGAGGGACAAGAGAACCGACUGUUGGCAGAUCAGCUGCUGUCACGCGCAAAUGGUGCUAAGAAUAAAGCAGAGAGGGCAAUGCAAAACGGGAACACCACUUACCAUGCGAUUGAAGGGAUGCUAAGCAGCCUGAGGGGAUUUGGAGACACGGUCGGGGACCGGCGCACAGAAGCUGAGGAUGCACUGAGACGUCUCCCAGAGAUCAUGCGCCAAACCCAAGCAGCUGUGGACACUACAUAUGAAGCGGGUGCUGCUCUGAAGGGGGCAGAGAACGAUGCUGGCACAGCAGUAGGCAAUGCCAGAGAGGCACAAAGUAUUACAACCGCAAUACAAGAGGACAUGAUGCAGAUGAGCCGCGAUGCAAACAGUACAGCUGAACUGGCUUUAACUUUAGAGCGAGAGUUUGCACAACUGCGCAAGAUGGCUACCGGAACAGCUGCAGACCUGGAUGACAGGACACGGCUUGCAGACCAAGACAGUGCGGCAGCUCAAGGGGUUUCUGUAAGUGCUCUGGAAGCUGAUGCCAGCGCUGGUGGUACCCUUAAUGCUGUGGCGGAAACAUUGAAUGCCCUUGAUCAUGUACUAAGGCUAUUAGACCAGCCCAUAGAAGGCAGUGAAGAAGGAUUAAGGGCUCUAGAAAGUAGCAUGCGGACAGCUCGUACCAAGGUGACUGGGGAGCUCAGACCAGCGUUAGAUGUCUUGGAACUGGCAGCUAAACAGCAAAAAGAAGAAAUUCUCAUUUUAGAGAAAGAGAUUCAACAAACUCUCCUUGACAUCCAAAACCUGCGUGACAUCCGUAAGACUCUGCCCCCAGGGUGCUACAGUACCUCUGCCAUUGAAAGACCUUGAGAGCAAAGUGCACAUCGAUGGUUCCUUCAAAAGUCACCAAGAGCCACAUGGUCAAUCCACCUCACCCAUAGUGGGUGCAAUAUGCUGCAGUAUUUAAAUGGGAACUCUCAUUAAAACAAAUUUUUGCUAUCGCACUCC
Hyla sarda is the source of this 3706-nucleotide messenger RNA. It is a transcript of the gene LAMC2, whose product is annotated as laminin subunit gamma 2. The coding region runs from base 5 to 3568 and encodes 1187 amino acids. The transcript has 23 exons. Gene Ontology annotation, molecular function: extracellular matrix structural constituent. The record is from RefSeq and is a predicted model, not a curated record. Lineage: Eukaryota; Metazoa; Chordata; Amphibia; Anura; Hylidae.